AUGCGUACACAGUACGGAGUGGCUGCGUUAUUCGCGUUAUUUGCGGUUAUUGCCGCAGCUCCAGGUGACUCUGGUGAUCGAGGAAGACAUGGAGGUCAGGGUGGUGUCGGAAGAGUAAUCAGAUCCCCGGCUAUUUUUGGACUGAGACUCGGUGUCGAGGGCGGUGUUAACGGAACUCUUGAAGGUGAGGUUAACGGAGUUAAAGCGAAAGGCAGCGGUGGUCUAGAUGGAGAAGUUCACCACGGGAUCAAGGUUGGAAAACGAUCAGUGAAUUCACCAAGGAGCCCAGGUUUCCAGUAUGGACGAGUUUCCUCAGGUGAUCCUGGCGAUCGAAGAAGACAUGGAGGUCAGGGUGGUGUCGGAAGAGUAAUCAGAUCCCCGGCUAUUUUUGGACUGAGACUCGGUGUCGAGGGCGGUGUUAACGGAACUCUUGAAGGUGAGGUUAACGGAGUUAAAGCGAAAGGCAGCGGUGGUCUAGAUGGAGAAGUUCACCACGGGAUCAAGGUUGGAAAACGAUCAGUGAAUUCACCAAGGAGCCCAGGUUUCCAGUAUGGACGAGUUUCCUCAGGUGAUCCUGGCGAUCGAAGAAGACAUGGAGGUCAGGGUGGUGUCGGAAGAGUAAUCAGAUCCCCGGCUAUUUUUGGACUGAGACUCGGUGUCGAGGGCGGUGUUAACGGAACUCUUGAAGGUGAGGUUAACGGAGUUAAAGCGAAAGGCAGCGGUGGUCUAGAUGGAGAAGUUCACCACGGGAUCAAGAUUGGAAAACGAUCAGUGAAUUCACCAAGGAGCCCAAGUUUCCAGUAUGGACGAGUUUCCUCAGGUGAUCCUGGCGAUCGAAGAAGACAUGGAGGUCAGGGUGGUGUCGGAAGAGUAAUCAGAUCCCCGGCUAUUUUUGGACUGAGACUCGGUGUCGAGGGCGGUGUUAACGGAACUCUUGAAGGUGAGGUUAACGGAGUUAAAGCGAAAGGCAGCGGUGGUCUAGAUGGAGAAGUUCACCACGGGAUCAAGGUUGGAAAACGAUCAGUGAAUUCACCAAGGAGCCCAGAUUUCCGAGUUGGACGAGUUUAG
Diprion similis is the source of this 1068-nucleotide messenger RNA. RefSeq lists its product as uncharacterized. The transcript has 2 exons. The record is from RefSeq and is a predicted model, not a curated record. The coding region runs from base 1 to 1068 and encodes 355 amino acids. Lineage: Eukaryota; Metazoa; Arthropoda; Insecta; Hymenoptera; Diprionidae.